UGUCGCCAGUUCACCUCAGUUCCAGACAUGGCAGCGUUGAGACAGGAGCAUCGGUAUGGACUCUCCUGUGGAAAGAUUAAUAAAAGCAUUCCCAACAAAACCAUCUUUCACGUCAAACUAACCGACACGGCCAUCCGGACGCUGGAAGCCUAUCAGAAUCUCAAGGGGUCCUUACCAAAUCAGCCGGCAAUUUGCUUCAAGGGGAACCAGGGGUAUAUCAAGAUUCCAGCGUCCUUGGAUUCCCCUGAUGCUUUCCGUGUUUUCUCAUUCUACCUGUCCAGCGACAGUAAAGACAAACCUCAGGCCAGCUUUGAUUGUGUUCACCAGUUUGUUUCGGGAGAUGGCAGGGAUCGUCUGGAAGGUCAGGGCAGUAUUCAGGAUAAAAUCACAGUGUGUGCCACCGACGAUUCCUACCAGAUGACACGCGAGCGCAUGUCUCAAGUGGAAAAGGACAUCUGGAGUCGCUCAGCCAUCGAAAUCAAACCUGGAUCUACACGUCCAAGUAAAUGUGUGAAGAUUAAGAAGAAACAGAGUCUUUCAGCAAGUUUUGACAGCACUAACAAACAUUCACCGAGCAACAAGAAGAACGGUGGUCCCGGCCUGGUGACUCACAGGCCCUUGAGAGAGAGAGUUAUUCACAUAUUGGCCUUAAAGCCUUACAGCAAACCUGAACUAUUGCUCUGGCUGGAGAGGGAGAAAGCAAGCCCCAAGGACAAGGCCGACUUGAGCCCUGUGCUGGAUGAGGUGGCGAAACUCAAUCCCAAAGAACACAGCUUUACUCUGAAGGAUGAUUUCUACAGACAUGUGCGGAAAGACUGGCCCGGCUAUGUUGAGGAAGAACGGCAACUCGUUCAGAGGGUGUUAGCAAGAAAGCUCCAGCCGCUCAGCAGCAGCAGCAGCAGUAGCCAGUUGAAAAGCUUCCAGUCCAGCCAUUCAUUCCACAAAACCUCAGGGGAUUCUCCAUCCCAACUCAGCCCUGUCAAGAAUCCCUCCAUGAAACGCCCAGUGCCUUCCGACCAUCCAGAAAGUCAGACGCCGAAAAAGCAACGUUUAUUAGAGCAGAACAUCCCCUUGCAGUCUCCUUCCAAUGGACAUCUCGGCUCAUCUGUGGGUCGCAGCUCUUCCUCUCUUGGAAACACGAGUUUGCAGAGAGGUCCGAACACAGAUGAUCUUUACCAGCGGCACAAGCUCAACGAGGGCAACAGUUUGCCCAAAACAGAGCAGCCCGAACCAGCAGCGCCCAGCCCCCACAAACACCCCAGAACUGAACCGGAAAUCUGCACUGACCAGCAGCUCGCAAACGGCCAGCACAAAAAGAAGAAGUCCAAGAAGCAUAAAGAAAAGGAGAGGGAGCGUUUAAAACCCGAGUGGGUCGAGACCAGUCCUGACCUCAAACACAACCAGGAGAAUAUUAAUGAUCAUGAACGGCCCAACACACCUGUCACCCGCGCCUCGCCUGAUCAGCUGCCCGACUAUUUAUUAAAAUACAACACUAUUACAGACUCAGAGCAGCGGCAGAGAUACAAAGAGGAUUUCUGUGCAGAGUACGAUGAGUACAGAGACCUUCAUGAGCGCAUUGGCAAAGUCACAGAGAUAUUUGUCCAACUCGGAUCCAAGAUAAAAACACUGUCACCUGGCACACAAGAGUAUAAGGUUAUGGAAGAUCAAAUAAUGGAGAAGUAUAAGAAGUAUAAGAAGAAGUUUCCAGGCUACCGGGAAGAAAAGAAGCGCUGUGAAUAUCUCCAUCAGAAACUGUCGCACAUCAAAGCCCUGAUUCUGGACUAUGACCGAACACAGUUGCCAUCCUAGUGCCAGCCAUUCCUCUCUCCUUCUCCUCCUCAAUGCGUUCAAAUGGACCAAAAGACUCCUCAGUGGAUAUAAACCAGGACCAAACGUGGACAAGGCAUUUCCACGUCUUUCCUCCACAAAAACUGUGGUUUACCGUGUGGAGGUCGAGGAUCGUAAGCCCAAACUAUCAAACAAAGGCCAAGACCUCUGACUAGUGACUUAAGCCCUUUAAAGUUUUCCUUUCUUGUUGUUUUUCUCGUCCUUAUAAAGGCCUGGUCACACCAAGGAUGAUAUUAUACUAUAAAGAUAUCCUUAUAGAAAUCAUUCUGAAUGAACAAUAGCGGAUCACAGGUUAUAACGAUAAUCAUGAAGAGAGUCAAUAUAGCUGAAAUCGCUUUCAAAUAUAGCUGAUUUAUAAUAAAUCACAGCCAAUCAGAAUCCUUUCUGGAAACCUAAAUCCAUAAUCUAAAACUGCCAGCGGGUAAAUUUUACCCAUGCACAUGACAUUGUUUUUAUAAGUCUACGAACUGUAUUAUAUCACUGUAUUCUGCUACUGGCUUCGCAAAGUAGUAUAUAGAUUUAUUAAAUAAUUAUUUUAGUCAUCCACUAUUUCCACUGUGAGCUAUGGUACAGUUUAGUACAGUACAGUACGAUUUGGUACAGGUCACCCUAUCAGACUUGUUUCCUAACAGUACCCUGACUGUGUACAACAGAAAGUUGCAAUCAAUAUCAUUCUCGCUCAAACAAGAAAGCUGUUUGGGCUGUUCACAUAUCACGUGCUUUGCACACUCAAGUUCAUUAUUUCAAAUGUAGAAGUAUGGCAUACGUGCACAAAUACAGCAAUGAAUCGACGUCCCUCGCGGUUUUCACACAUUAAGAUGUGAUAUAAACUGCACUGUAAACAACAAUGGAGGACAUACAGCAGAUGCU
Messenger RNA from Danio aesculapii, 2718 nucleotides. Its product is annotated as RNA polymerase II elongation factor ELL. Gene Ontology annotation, cellular component: transcription elongation factor complex. Gene Ontology annotation, molecular function: cis-regulatory region sequence-specific DNA binding. Lineage: Eukaryota; Metazoa; Chordata; Actinopteri; Cypriniformes; Danionidae. The record is from RefSeq and is a predicted model, not a curated record. The transcript has 12 exons. Gene Ontology annotation, biological process: positive regulation of transcription elongation by RNA polymerase II; transcription elongation by RNA polymerase II; snRNA transcription by RNA polymerase II. Bases 28 to 1809 code for a protein of 593 amino acids.